Messenger RNA from Physella acuta, 983 nucleotides. RefSeq names its product protein ABHD11. Gene Ontology annotation, molecular function: carboxylic ester hydrolase activity. Gene Ontology annotation, cellular component: mitochondrion. The record is from RefSeq and is a predicted model, not a curated record. Gene Ontology annotation, biological process: lipid metabolic process. NCBI's taxonomy places the organism in Eukaryota, Metazoa, Mollusca, Gastropoda, Physidae.
CAUAAUGCGUAUCGGCAGGCUUUAUUAUUUUACAAAAACGCCUUGUAAGCAAUGGAAGCAUUUUUCAACAGUUUCUUCACCCGUUGCACAUGUUCAGGUGUCGUACACAACUUACCCAGACCAUAAGAACACAAUUGACGUUAAGAAAACCCCACUUAUAUUCCUUCAUGGUCUGUAUGGUGCUAAAGGACAUUUGCACAGUCUAUCAAAGCAUCUUGCUAGUGAUGGCAGGAAGGUGAUUACAUAUGAUGCUCGUAACCAUGGUGACAGCCAGCACACACCUGAGUUGAACUAUGACUGUAUGGCGGAUGACUUGGAAGGUUUAAUCAAAGACUUAAAGCUAACGAAUGUCGCUGUAAUGGGCCACAGCAUGGGGGGAAAGACAGCUAUGACUUUGGCUCUAACUAAGCCUGAAACAGUAAACGCCGUGAUAGCGAUUGAUGUAGUCCCAGGCAACAGUCCAGGAGCAGAGGAGUUACGCAAGCAUGGAGAGGCGAUGAAAAACUUUAAAAUACCUCCUGGGACAUCAAUUGUCAAAGCAAGAAAACUGGCAGACGUCCAGCUAAGCCCAGUCAUUACUAAUCGUGCAGUUCUCCAGUUUCUCCUGACCAACUUGAGAGAGUUUGAGAAUGGAGAAAUAAAAUGGAGGAUGAACUUAGAUGUUAUCCUCAACAAUUACGAUUUCAUCCACCAGUUCCCCCAUGAAGAGGCUCAACCUUUCACAAAACCAGCCCUGUUUAUUUUUGGUACCAAAUCCCCACACUACACAUCUGAAGGGGUUGAUAGGGUACGUAAGCUGUUCCCCAAUGCUGAUAUAACUUCCAUUGAAGAUGCCGGGCAUGCUGUACAUGCUGAAAAACCUAUUGAAUUUGUGAAUGCUGUGAAAACAUUUUUGAACUCUCUGGAUGAAAAACCAAGGUGAUGUUAGACCAGUGCAUUUUUGGUUUCCUUAACAAUUUAGUCAUUCCUCUUAGAAUUUUAUA